GAGCAUCUUUGGGCGGUGGAGUGCAGAGGAGGUGACCUGCUGUGGAGUCCCAGUGACCAGCAACCAUGACGGACCAGCAGGCCGAGGCCCGGUCCUACCUCAGCGAGGAGAUGAUUGCUGAGUUCAAGGCUGCCUUCGACAUGUUUGAUGCUGAUGGAGGUGGGGACAUCAGCGUCAAGGAGUUGGGCACAGUGAUGAGGAUGCUGGGCCAGACGCCCACCAAAGAGGAGCUGGACGCCAUCAUUGAGGAGGUGGACGAGGAUGGCAGUGGCACCAUCGACUUCGAGGAGUUCUUGGUCAUGAUGGUGCGCCAGAUGAAAGAGGAUGCGAAAGGGAAGAGCGAGGAGGAGCUCGCCGAGUGUUUCCGCAUCUUUGACAGGAAUGCAGACGGCUACAUCGAUGCAGAGGAGCUGACUGAGAUUUUCAGGGCUUCUGGGGAGAACGUGACUGAAGACGAGAUCGAAUCUCUGAUGAAGGACGGGGACAAGAACAACGAUGGCCGCAUUGACUUUGAUGAGUUCCUGAAGAUGAUGGAGGGCGUGCAGUAAGGAGCCCGCUGGCACCUCCACCCAGACGGCGCGUCCCUAGGGUGUGGGCGGCUUCCCCUCCACCCGGUCUGUCCCCGCCCCAGAGAAAGGCGCGGCCCCGCCCGGGUCAGUGUCUGGAAGGAAUAAAA
This is a messenger RNA of Tupaia belangeri chinensis (Chinese tree shrew), 676 nucleotides long. It is a transcript of the gene TNNC2, whose product is annotated as troponin C2, fast skeletal type. Gene Ontology annotation, cellular component: myosin II complex. NCBI's taxonomy places the organism in Eukaryota, Metazoa, Chordata, Mammalia, Scandentia, Tupaiidae. Gene Ontology annotation, molecular function: calcium ion binding. The record is from RefSeq and is a predicted model, not a curated record. The transcript is spliced from 6 exons. Bases 66 to 548 code for a protein of 160 amino acids.